Paramecium tetraurelia is the source of this 1875-nucleotide messenger RNA. RefSeq lists its product as uncharacterized. Gene Ontology annotation, molecular function: protein binding. The record is from RefSeq and is a predicted model, not a curated record. NCBI's taxonomy places the organism in Eukaryota, Ciliophora, Oligohymenophorea, Peniculida, Parameciidae. The transcript is spliced from 4 exons.
AUGUUACCUUUAAAAGAGUACAAGGAGAAUAUCUUUAAAAACAAUGUGAGUCACUUUAUGAAUGAAUUAAUUGAGAAAAACAUCUAGAGUAAUCUAGUGGAAAUCCUAUUGAAAUGCUAGCUUUCAAGUAUGCCUGUGACCAUCCCUGUAAGACACAAUUCUAUCUAAUAUGUUGCAUGUUUAUUCGAUCUGGAUUCCUGGUUGGAAUAUUACUAAACUAACAACAGGGAUGGACAUGGAUUUUCGUGUCCUGGCUGCAAAGUGUUUCACUUGUACGAUGACUACGGAAUUGACUUUAAACUCUAUCACGCACUAGAAUCAUUUAAACUAUUAUAAAAGAAGUAUCCUGGAGUGAAGUUUGAUAAGGACAAAUUAUUCUAAUCUACUUAGCCAACCAACCCAGGUUAUUUUGCAUAGAAUAAAGUGCCUAAGAACCAAGCAGCAUCAGCCAUUAAAUAUUAACUGCCAGGAAUUACACCCAUUCUUGGGAUUCAAAGAAAGCUUGAAGAAACCAAUUCAUUGAACCCAACCUAAAAGACCAUCUCUGACGAAAUGUCCUAUACAAGUGUUAAGCUGCAGCAAUAUACUAAUAAUAAAAUCUACAAACAAGCCAAAGAAAAUAACUUGAAAGUUCAAGAUUUGUAAUAGAAAGUUAAGAAAAGAGCCCAAGAAUUAUAACAAGUCUUUAGAAAUGCCAUGAAAUUGAUUACUUUGACCUAAAAUAAUUUGACCAAUGACUUUAUCUUUGCUCUCAAGAGAAGAUAAAGGCAGGAAAUCAGCGAAUCCACUCUUAUUGUCUACUUUAUAAAUUACGGAGUGUGGCAUGAGUUUCCUCUUAUUCUGAAAGGGAAACCCUAUCUGUAGAAGGAAUAGGCUUUGUAUAUUAAAGGAGAGGCCAAUAAUCAAAAGUUUAUUUAUAUCAUCGCAGGAAAAACUGAAGAUAGAUUUGUGCAAAGUAAUUAAGUGCUCAAAGUUACAUUCUCUAACGAUCCUUUUUAAGAUGGAAAAUCUGCUGUUAUGGAAGAAUUGCCUCCCCUACCUUAAGAAGGAUACAAUUUCAUGGGAACUCAUUAUAAUAACAAUGUCUAUGUGUUUUAUGGCUAGGGACAGAAAAAAACAAAAGAUCAACAAAUUUUAGAUGAAUUGUAUAACAAAGCUUAUGUCAUGAGAUAAUAAACACCAUGGUAAGUACUGAUGUACAAUUUAAUCCCAAGAUUUGGUGGUAGUUUCUUUGUUGCAACUCAUCCGUAAUUUUCAAAAUUAUUGGUCAUUUUUGGAGGAAUUCAACACGAUCCUGAUGGUUUAGUUGCCUAUCGGUGCUAACAAUAAAACUAGGGUUAAAUCUUUCAAUGCAAAGAUGAAAAAUUUAUAGGAAAAUAAUGUUUUGACGUUCAUUUUUCAGUUAAAAAAGAUGAUGAAUAUCAAAAGAAUGUUUUGAGUUCUCCAGUCUUUUCUGCUCCUUAUUAUGGUUACAAUCAGUUAAUCUUAUCUGGUGAAUUCCUUAAAUUUGAAUACAUUAUGAAAAGGGAAAUCUAUACUUUUGAUUGGGCCAAUGGAGAAAUUAAGAAGAAUGAAAUCUUUUCUUUAGAACCACCAGAAUAAUUUUUAAUCCCCACAAGAAGGGAAGGCGUUUCUGAAGUAUUCACACCAGUCCAAGACAUGGAAGGAGCUGUAUGCUUUGGAAACUUUUACAUCAUCCAUUAAUAUGAGGUUAAUCCAGGCAAUAAAGUUAUAUUACAAUUACUGAGAAUCAAUUUAACAAAUGGACAAUGUAAACAUUUAUUUCCAUAUGUAGUCUUUCCCACUAAUUACCAAGAACAUCAAUCAUCUUUACAACAAGCAACCAUUAAAAGAAACUAGUUGGCAUAAUCAUGA